AUGCGCGUCUAUCAAGUCCUACAGCUUUCUUGGGUCUUAUUGGCUCUCGCUCUUGUCAAUGCUCAAGCUCCUCAGAAUUCAAUCUGCGUUCAGUCCGGAACUGUCUGUAAUCCGCCGUAUGUGCCACAAAAUGAAAUUUGUGUCUGGCUCAAUUCGCUGCCAUGUGGAAACGGUUCAACUGUCGUUGUGAAUGUUUUUCCACCAGCAUGCGGAGGCCAAUAUCCUUACCUACCUUAUCCAUCGCCUGGACUUAAUCAACCUCAACCUUGUCCUAAUCAACCUGGUUAUCCGACACAGCCGCUACCAUAUCCAAACCCUCCUGUGGAUCCCAAUUCUCCAGGGCAAACUCAACCUUGCCCAAAUCAACCUGUAACUCCUUUUCCACCUACGCAACCUAUUCAACCCGUCCCUAAUCAGCCAGGGCAACCUAUACCCUGCCCUAAUCAGCCUGUAACUCCUUAUCCUCCUACUCAACCCAAUCCUUAUCCGCCAGGGCAAACUCAACCUUGCCCAAAUCAGCCCGUAACUCCUUAUCCUCCAACUCAACCCAAUCCUUAUCUCCCAGGGCAACCUCAACCCUGCCCUAAUCAGCCCGUAACUCCUUAUCCUCCUACGCAACCCAAUCCUUAUCCACCAGGGCAAAGUCAGCCAUGCCCAAAUCAGCCUGUAACUCCCUAUCCUCCAACGCAACCCAAUCCUUAUCAGCCAGGGCAACCGCAGCCAUGUCCAAAUCAGCCUGUGACUCCCUUUCCUCCUACACAACCUAUUCAACCCGAUCCUAAUCAGCCAGGGCAAGCUCAACCUUGUCCAAGUCAACCUGUAACUCCUUUUCCUCCUACUCAACCAAUUCAACCCGAUCCAAGUCAGCCAGGACAAGCUCAACCUUGUCCGAAUCAGCCUGUAACUCCAUUUCCUCCUACUCAACCGAACCCUUAUCCUCAGCCUUCUCCGAAUGAAACUGUAACAACUCCUGGACCUCAGCUUUCAACGACCGAACCGAUAACUCCUUCAGCUCCUAUAGAAUCUCAACCUAUUCCAAGUGAACCUGUUACACCCAGCAUUCCCCUUGAUACUACAACUCAGCCGCAGACCACGUUUGGCCCAGAUAUAGAUGGGACUACUACUCUACGAUCAACAACAAUUCCAUAUGAUCCCGAUUCACCUAAUACUUCAGUUGAUACAGAAGAGACCACUACAUCAGAAACAAUAGACGAAUCGUCAUCUACAGUAAAACAAGAGACGACAACUCCGCCGCCCGCACCAAUCCUGCGUUGUCCAUCUGGAACAGUGCCUUCGAAUGGUAAUUGUCGCUUGGUGUACUGUGCCCGAGGAGUGUAUCACAAUGGACGUUGCGUAAUUCCUCGCUGCCCUAAGUACACAGUUUGGACGGGACAAAAAUGCUCAGCACCAAAACCAGUUGAGCUAGAGCCUAUUUACAUUCACCAGCAGAUAGUAAGCGAGGCAUCCAAGGUGUUGAAUAAUAAACAUGAGGUGGUGGUAAAUGCAUCAUUAGUUCUACCCACACGUGACGAUGACUACGAAGAUGAUGACUACUCCGACGAAACAACUGAAGUGCCCCAGCAAACAUCCCCUAAAUGCUGCACUGUGAUUGCUCCACGCAUCUGUCGCUGUCAAAACCAAAGUGAUCGUUGGCAAUGCUUCAACAGGCGGCAGCCACUUUGCGGCAACUUCUGCAACACGUCAAAAGUGGUUCUGAAGGCACCACAAGCCACUUCUUGGAUCGAAGACACUAAUGAGAUGCUCCUCAUGCCACCAAAUCCUAAUAAUACUUGCAUCGAUCAGGGUAACUGCAACACAGUCGCAAAUCGCUAUGAUUGCAGUGGCUGCGCUUCAGGUCUUAUGGCAUCUUGUUCAACCUAUUGCUACAAUUAUCAUUGCAACGCUCCCAACUGUGGUUUCUACGAUCAGCUGGAAUUCUGCAGCUCCGCAGAACUUGCUAACUCAAUUGUGUGCCAGCCAGAGAAUGGUUGGAAGGUGGAUAUAUCUAUAGUGAAGUAA
This is a messenger RNA of Drosophila nasuta, 2019 nucleotides long. RefSeq lists its product as uncharacterized. The record is from RefSeq and is a predicted model, not a curated record. The transcript is spliced from 3 exons. The coding region runs from base 1 to 2019 and encodes 672 amino acids. NCBI's taxonomy places the organism in Eukaryota, Metazoa, Arthropoda, Insecta, Diptera, Drosophilidae.